Molecule: messenger RNA, 426 nt
Organism: Naegleria gruberi
Lineage: Eukaryota; Heterolobosea; Eutetramitea; Acrasida; Naegleriidae
Exons: 1
Coding region: 1-426 (141 amino acids)
Source: RefSeq, a predicted model, not a curated record
AUGGAUUUGGGUUCUGAUGACUCUUCAUCAAUGUCAAGUGUUGAUUCUAUCAAUGAUUUCCAACCUUCAACAACACCCCAACAACGUACAUUGGAUUUACCAAAUCCAAUUAUUGAAGUAACUCCAAUAACACCAACAAAUCAAAAAGGACUAAAUUCUGUAAAUUCAACUCCCGUAAAUAACUUUACCACCCCAAUGUCAGUGACACCUAAUAUUGGCGUCACAUCAGUUUUACAAAAUUUAACAAUGCCAAUCACUUCUACUAAAUUGGAUAUCAAAACUAGUCAAAGUAUUAAUAAUGAAGAACCUUUCAACUUGUCAAAUAACAUGGACACAACAGAAUAUGUUUUGUUAUUAUUUUUCCAAGAGUUUAAGGAACAAGCAUCUAAAAUUAUAGACGAAUUUGCCUAUGAAAAUGUAUGUUAA